Gallus gallus (chicken) is the source of this 3674-nucleotide messenger RNA. It is a transcript of the gene C11orf16, whose product is annotated as C11orf16 homolog. The transcript is spliced from 7 exons. The record is from RefSeq and is a predicted model, not a curated record. NCBI's taxonomy places the organism in Eukaryota, Metazoa, Chordata, Aves, Galliformes, Phasianidae. The coding region runs from base 106 to 1458 and encodes 450 amino acids.
AUCCAGCAGAGCAAAAGGAGGAAGGUUUCUGCCUCGAGACUAAAUACAUACGGUCAAGACUUAGUGUUAUCAGUAGCUGUCUUGCAGGUAGCUGCCUUUGCAAGAAUGGCUCAUGCAGAAGGAUUCCUGCCCAUGGACCACAGGUACUGCAGCAUGAUGCCGGCUCUGGACAAGUUCCCCUGCUCCAGUGCCAUCCCUGCUAUCCACCCCUGCUGCAGGAGCUCCUUCGCCGUGCAUCCUGCCUGGAUCACCAAGCCCCUUGCUCCCCUGCGGUGCCAACGGUUUGGGUGCUGCCUCCCCUCCCUUGGCCCAGCAUGGCAGAGGCUGAGCACGUCGCAGAGAUCAGCGAUCUUAGCCAAAAAUGUCCCUGUUCUGGUGAGAGGGGAGCAUGAUGGAUUUUAUUACCGUGGUACAGUAAAAGAGGAGAUGGAGAAUGAAAGGGGAAUGUUCCUGGUAGAGUUUACCAGACCACUUGAUUUGCAUGGAAGGCAUUCGGUCUGUGUGCAGAAAGCAGCCAAGGAUGACAUCCUGGAGUAUGCCAAUGGCAUGAAGCAUUCCUUGCUGCCGGGAGACAAAGUAUUGGCACCUUGGGAACCAGAUCUGGUGAGGUAUGGCCCUGGAACUGUCCUCACAGGCAUUGAGACGAGGGACCCCUUACGAGCCUCAGAAGAUGAAGAAAUUACGGUUCAGUUCUGGAAUGACAAGAAAGUGAAGCUGCCACGAGGUGUAGCGCUGUGGAUCCAUCCUAGCCUGUGUGGGAGGAUUGUGGAGAUGAUCCACAUGCCUUUGUCCAGCAGGUUAAAGCACAGAGAAAGUCUUGACACUAACUCGUGCAUUUUUUCCUGCAGUCCUAAAGCUGCCUGGGUUCCUGUUUGCGUUGCACAUAGCCAUGCUAAGCACAGCUUGCUCUGCUCACCCUGCUGGCCAUUUCUCCACUGUUGUGGUGGUGGUAUGUGCUGUUCAUCAGCCUGUGUCCGCUGCUUCUGCUGCUGCCGUGGCCAUUCUGAUGUCUUUUGGCCUCUUCCACCCAAGUCUCAGGUCUUUCAGAGAGGAGCUGAAGAGGCAGAGCUCAGCAGCAAAUCCUCUCCACGCCUUCUAGAACUGGAAGGUCCAAAACAAGGGGUGUUAGCAGCUGUGGCAGCACGUUCCCUUUCUUCUGAUUCAGAGGUGUUCCCCACUCAGAGUACUGCAGUGGACAGUACUGUUGACACAGACCCCAGUUGUCCUGAGAAGCCCAGGCUGGAGGAAUCUGCAGGACCAAGUGGAAAUACUCCAGAAGGAACCACUGCAAGUCUCGUGCCAGUAAUUCAGGAACUGGCAGACGCAGCAGCGUAUGUACAAAGGGCAAGCUGGAAUCCAAAGCCAUCUCUGUUGUGGACAUGUCCCGUGUUGCACCACCUGAUCAGACUGCAGUGUUUGAAACCACAGAGCAGCCUCCCGGAGGGCAAUUCACAAUGAAUGAAAUGGUGAAAUACCGGGAUUUCAAGCUGUCAUCAGUGGUAAGGAGGAAGGAUCUGUAGCAUCAGGAAAACAAAGAUAUAGAAGUGCAAGAAAGAAAACAGAGCCAGACAAUAAACAUAAAGCAACUUGCUUUGGAGAGGACAAACUUGGCAGUACAGACCAUAUCAGCAGAGAACAGAGAGGGAAAAAACAGCAAAGAUCUCCUUCCAAAGCAGGGAGAGACAUGAUCCAUCAGAAUUCAGUACCUGCACAGCUGAUGAAGCUCAAGAGCUGAAAUUUCAGGUAAACUGCUUGUACUAUUAGCAAUGUUACCUUUAUUAAGCAAAUAAAGUUCUGAUUUAGGCACUUCAUAGAAGAGCUUUGUGGAUAACUGCACCAUUUUAAUGACUCGAGACGUGAUUUCCAACCUGAUAACAUUUCAGCAUCCUCAUUCUUUACUGUAGGGUUAGGCUGCUGUUAAAUCAACUUAUUUGGACGUGAACUCUUUGCAGUUCUGGAGAGAUCAGGUAAACUAGUAUUAGUGCUGAAAGCCUGAGCAGAUGCAAAGCAAGGAUCUAAUAAGCCUCCAAUUUAUCUACCGAAUUCGGCACAGCAAUUUCUCUGUGGGAAACCAAAAGAAAUAGAGAAAUGAUACAACCUGACAGCCCCCAAACGUUCAAGCCAUUGAAUUUUAUAUUCUCCUCAACAUUAACUGAAACCUUAAUGCCAUCAGCUACAAAAGGAUUACAGACUAUAUGCGUGUCACUAACUAACUGCCUUCUGCUGAAAAAGGCAGCUAGGCAAUUCUUAGCCUAGUUUAGAGCCUUGCAGAGACAGGAUUUGAAGCUUGUCAAUAGCUUAUGUGCCUGUGCUGAGUGCCCAGCAUAUAUUCAAGCACCUUGCUGAGUUGUAGCUAGAUUGUGAAUGUCAUAGAAUCAUUGGGGUUGGAAGGGACCCCUGGACAUCACUGAGUCCAGCACUCCCCUGAUACAGCAGGUUCCCUACAGCAGGUCACACAGGUAGGUGUUCAUGGGGGUUCUGAGUAUCUCCAUAGAAGAAGACUCCACAACCUCUGUGCGGUCUGUUCCAGUGCUCUGUCACCCUCACAGUAAAGCAGUUUUUCCUCCUUCCUUCCUGUGUUCCAGUUCGUGCCCAUUGCCCCUUGUUCUGGGCACCACUGAAAAGAGCCAGGCCUCAUCCUCUUGACUCCUGCACUGCAGAUGCUUAUAAGCAUUGCCAGGAUCCUCUUUCAGUCUUCUCCAGACUGAACAGCCCCAGGUCCCUCAGCUGUUCCUCACACGGGAGACACUCCAGGCCCCUCACCAUCUUUGUGGCCCUCCACUGGACUCUCUCUAGGAGAUCCCUGUCUGUCUUGAACUGGGGAGUCCAGAAUGGUACACAGCACUCCAGCUGUGGCCUCACCAGGGCAGAAUAGAGGGGAAAGAUCAUCUCUUGGCAUUCUGUUUCUUUAGCAGAAUUAUAAAAAUAUAGUUAAGGGAAACAUACUUGAGACGGAUGGUCAGCUGCUUUAGACCUGUAUGUUCUGUGCCAGAGCUGGUGUAUGUGUCUGCAUUCACACCACUGGAAUCUUGUUCUCUGUGGAUAAGAACAUGACGUGGACUUUCUGCCUGAGGGUAAUAUAGAAGACAUUGGCAUCACAAAGACUAAACAAUGUAUUUAUUCCACUGAUUGUAUCUUUAAUUGUUUCGAGUUUAAUAACCUGCAAUUACAUAGUCACGUGAUUGGAAUUAAGAGAGACAAUGUACAAAGUUUAUAAAAUCAGUGUACAAAGUGGGUUGCAUACAAUUGCAUUAAGUUAGCAAAUAAAUAUACAGGCCACAAAAAUGGACUCCCAAAGGAGGAGGAUUGUGUUAAGAUGCUAAUGAGAAAUAGUUACACGUAGUUAAUUAUCUGCUUUAAAAAAUCCUAGUAUUUUAUUCCCAUGAUUGCCAGCAAAUGGUAAACGUCAUAGCACGAAAGUUAAAUCAAUGCUUUGUCCAGCACUGACAUCCACCACGUGGGUUUGUUUCUCCAUGUCCUCCGAGGUUGCUGUGAUAGAAUAAAUGCCAGGAGAGACUUCGAUGUAGAUGUCUUUGGAAGCUUUCUUGGUCUUUAGGGACAGGGAAGGGGGAAUAAAGAGAUUCCUUUAUUAUUUAGUCAUGUUAAAUUUCCCACAAAAACAAAAACUUGGACUUUGAAUUAAAAAAAAGAAGUCACUUAAACUGCUAUCUAAA